Molecule: messenger RNA, 894 nt
Organism: Diaporthe batatas
Lineage: Eukaryota; Fungi; Ascomycota; Sordariomycetes; Diaporthales; Diaporthaceae
Exons: 2
Coding region: 1-894 (297 amino acids)
Molecular function (GO): CoA-ligase activity
Source: RefSeq, a predicted model, not a curated record
AUGCAGAGCUUCAACCUCGACACGCUCUUGAAGACAGUCUCAACUUACGGAGUGAAGGAACUCCUCAUUGUGCCUCCAAUCCUCAUCCAACUAGUCCAAGGCCAAGCAGACCUGGCAAAAUACGACCUCUCCCGAAUCGAACGCUUCUCUUCUGGCGCUGCACCCUUAUCAAAGGAGAUCCUGAACCUGCUCGAACAAAAGUUCCCUGGAACUGGAUUUAAACAAGCAUACGGCAUGACCGAGUCGUGCUCGGCCAUCACGUCUCACCCGCCCUCAAAAUAUGCAUACAAGUUUGCAGACAAGGUUGGGAUGCUGGUCGCCUCGACUGAGGUGAAAAUUGUUCACCCUGACACAGGAGCGGAGUGCGACGUCAACGAAGCUGGGGAGAUUUGGGCGCGCGGACCUCAGGUGGCCAUGGGCUACCUCGGAAACCCCAAGGCAAUUGCUGAAACGUUUGACAACGACGGUUUCUUGCACACAGGUGAUAUCGGAAAGUUCGACGACCAAGGCAUGCUUUCCGUCGUUGACCGAAUCAAGGACAUGAUCAAAGUCAACGGCAUUGGGGUCGCGCCCGCAGAGCUGGAAAAUGUCCUCUUGGGCCACCCUGCAGUAAGCGAUGCUGCAGUGUGCGGAAUCCCGGAUCACCGAGCUGGGGAACGGCCCAAGGCAUUCGUGGUUUUGAAGUCUUCCGUGCGGGAAAAUGCCGAAGUGGCGGAUCAACUCAUGCAACAUGUGAAAAGCCGAAAGGCAAGGCACAAGUGGAUUGCGGAAAUUGAAAUUGUUCCCAGUAUACCGAAGAGCGCAUCGGGAAAGAUACUUCGACGCCAGCUCAGCACCAGACCAGGGCAGAAAGACGCGGUUUUCCGCGACGGGUCACUUAAGGCGAAGAUGUAG